This is a messenger RNA of Microsporum canis CBS 113480, 777 nucleotides long. Its product is annotated as uridylate kinase Ura6. NCBI's taxonomy places the organism in Eukaryota, Fungi, Ascomycota, Eurotiomycetes, Onygenales, Arthrodermataceae. Gene Ontology annotation, cellular component: cytoplasm; nucleus. The transcript is spliced from 2 exons. The coding region runs from base 1 to 777 and encodes 258 amino acids. The record is from RefSeq and is a predicted model, not a curated record. Gene Ontology annotation, biological process: 'de novo' pyrimidine nucleobase biosynthetic process; CDP biosynthetic process; UDP biosynthetic process. Gene Ontology annotation, molecular function: ATP binding; UMP kinase activity.
AUGCCAAACCCGGCAAGUGACAUGCCAACGUCCGGCACUCCAGCCCAGGCCAAGACAUCGGCCGAACUCCCUGCGCCACCUACUUCAACCAACACCUCCCCACGAUUCUCAGCCGAUGAGGUCACCGUUAUCUUUGUGCUUGGAGGUCCGGGAAGCGGGAAGGGAACGCAAUCAGCCAAGCUUGUCAAGGACUAUGGCUUCUCCCAUCUUUCCGCGGGUGAUCUUCUCAGAGCCGAGCAGGACCGUGAAGGAAGCCAGUAUGGUGAUUUGAUUCGACACAACAUUCGCGAGGGGAUUAUCGUGCCCAUGGAAAUCACCGUCACCCUCCUCUCCAACGCAAUGGCCGACAUUCUCGAGAAACAGAAAAACGAAAACAGGGCAGAGCCUACGUCACGGUUCCUUAUCGACGGAUUCCCCCGCAAGAUGGAUCAAGCUAUAUACUUUGAGGAAACAGUCUGUCUAUCUGCAGGGACGCUGUUUCUAUCCUGCCCUGAAGACGUCAUGUUAGGCCGUCUGCUAAAGCGCGGAGAGACCAGCGGCCGCGACGACGAUAACAUCGAGUCAAUCAAGAAGCGGUUCCGUGUAUUCGAAGAGACCAGCAUGCCGGUUGUGAAUUAUUAUGAGAAGAUGGGUAAGGUCAUGAGCGUUUCUGCAGUUGGCACGGAGCAAGAGGUCACUUCUCGAAUUCACCAAGAGCUGGAGGGCCGUGGCAUCGUUCACUGCACAGAUCUAUCGGCAGGCGUUGAGCCUCCUUAUGAAUCGUUCUGGAUAGAUUGA